This is a messenger RNA of Solanum tuberosum (potato), 771 nucleotides long. RefSeq lists its product as uncharacterized. The record is from RefSeq and is a predicted model, not a curated record. The coding region runs from base 89 to 373 and encodes 94 amino acids. NCBI's taxonomy places the organism in Eukaryota, Viridiplantae, Streptophyta, Magnoliopsida, Solanales, Solanaceae. The transcript has a single exon.
AAUCACACCUUACUAUAUAUAUUCCCCUUUCCAAAAAGUCUCCUCCAUUACUCAAAAAAAAAACUUUGCAAAAAAAAAAAGAAUUAAAAUGGAGGGGUUGAUACCAUUUGUUUACAAAGCAAUAGUUGAGUACAAAAAUGGAAGGGGAACAUGGAUGUCUGAAUCUCCUUCGACUUCUUAUAUGAAACUUCCAGGCGAUUCAGGACGUUAUGAAACGUCCGAUUUACAAUUUUUUGGUCAUGUUGAUACUAUGUUUUCGACUACUUCAUCAUCGUCACCUUCUGCGAGUACUGUCACCAAAAGAAUAGUGUCAAAUGGAGUUCAGUCGCCCGCGGCUAGGUGUCAUCGGAUUUCUUCUCGUGCUAUGAAGUGAUUCGAUGAUCUUGAAGUUGAAGUUGAAGUUGAAGUUUAAAAAAUAAUAACUUUUGCUAAAGGAAAAUCAAUAGCAAAAAGGAUCGUCAGACUUGUUUGGGAUUGAGGGCGUAAUUGUUGUUACUUUUCACGUGUGAUAUAUAAGCUUCUUCUUUUCUACUACUAGUAUUUUUAUUUUCUUUUGUUUGUUGGUUUUUAGUUUGGUGUAAGUUUGAGGAUUAACCAAAGGGACUUCAGACUUUUACUUACUUUGAUGGUUUCUUGUUUGAGGAUAACCAAAGGCAACUCAAACUUUUGCUUUUCUCUGUGUAAAAAUUUGAAGGUGGUCACAUUAUUUUGUGUAUGUAUAUUAUGCAGGAUAUAUUGUCAUAAUUAGUACUGUUUAUUUUAUUUUUGUCA